GGCGCCACCCCUUGGACGCUUGGACACCAACACCUCUCCCGUUCCGUUCCGUUCCGUUUCUCCUCCCCCCUCCCCCACCUCCAAACAAUCCCCAGCGCAGAAGCACGGAGCUUCUCCACCGCCCCGCGCGAAUUCCGAGGCGCCCCCUCCGAUCCGCCCUCCUCACCGCGUUCCUAGGGUUAGGGCUCCCCGCCCCCGUCCUCCCCGGCCUCCCGACGCGGCCCCGCCACGCCAUGAGGGUCCACCCGGCGCCGCGGAAGCGCACCAUCGCCGUGCAGCGCUGCGCGGCGGCCGCGGGCGCGCUCGGCGGGAAGAAGCUGCGCCGCCUGCCGCACAUCUUCGCCAAGGUGCUGGAGCUCCCGUUCGCGGCCGACGCGGACGUCUCCGUCGAGGAGGACGCGGCCGCGCUGCGGUUCGUCGCCGCCGCCGUCGACGGCUUCUCCCCCGCGGGCGCCCGCGCGCACGCCGUCGAGAUCCACCCGGGGAUCACCAAGGUCGUCGUCCGGGACCUCGCCUCCGGCGGCGGCGGCGGCGGCGACGACGACGGGGCCGCGGCCUUCGAGCUCGACCGGUGGCGCUUCCGCCUCCCGCCCUGCACGCGCCCCGCCAUGGCCACCGCCACCUACGCCGAGGGCGAGCUCGUCGUCACCGUCCCCAAGGGCGCCGACCCCGACGACGGCGACGGCGACGGGGCCACCGUCCUCGGAGGCGCGGAGGGCGUCCUUGUGCUUGUAUAGUAUAUUUGUGCCAUGACUUGACUGUUUUGCUGAUUCGCCUGUUUCUACUACUGCUGAUAUCAAUAUUUAUAUCAUGCGAGAUAAUGAUGAUGAUAAUAUGCUGCUGCUGAUGAUAAUAUGCUAAUAACAGAGCAGUGAGAGUAUGAACAAUGGAUGCGAAUCACCGUUUGCUUUCAA
Molecule: messenger RNA, 914 nt
Organism: Panicum virgatum (switchgrass)
Lineage: Eukaryota; Viridiplantae; Streptophyta; Magnoliopsida; Poales; Poaceae
Exons: 1
Coding region: 234-737 (167 amino acids)
Source: RefSeq, a predicted model, not a curated record